Molecule: messenger RNA, 741 nt
Organism: Pyricularia oryzae 70-15
Lineage: Eukaryota; Fungi; Ascomycota; Sordariomycetes; Magnaporthales; Pyriculariaceae
Exons: 4
Coding region: 1-741 (246 amino acids)
Source: RefSeq, a predicted model, not a curated record
AUGCCAUCCACGUCAAAUCUCUGCCUGGAUGUGCACGAGUCUAGUCACUUCCUGUCCGCAGGGCAUAUUAACUACGAAUUCCUCCCAAAGUCUGCUGCACAUUUUCUCUCAUCCACCACAGCCACCAAUACUUUGUCAAUCCCACACAUUGCUUCAAUCUACCCGAGUCUCAAGAAACAACUGCGAGGCACUGCCGUGUCUCGUGUCAACAAACUGGAUCGCCAACCUCGCGGCCAACGGCCUACCGCUCAGUCGCCAUCAUCGCCUCCUUUCACGCCAGACCUCAGGUUUCCUUACCCAGCAGUCAAGUGCAUCAUCGGCCAGUACUUUCUGUCCAUCGCUACUCCUCGCCGCUACUGGGCCUGGCUUAUUGUCUGUGGGUUUUUCGACGCCGACAACAACGAGAUUUGGCACAAGGAGAUUUUUAUCUCGCAAGACUGUGAGCGAGGCUAUAGCCAUUCUACAAGACAGUACGACAACGGACCACUACCUCCUCGGUGGGCUGCUUUGGGCCAACUUCCUCACCCCAGUGACGACCUCUCAAACAUCCGCAUCCGCGGCUACAAAGUCGGUCAGCGAACCUACGACAUUGUCAACAGCCAAGUUCUGUCCCUGUCCAGACUCACCGUGCACAACCUGCACCCGCAAGACGCACAAAUCAUCGAGCCCCUGAGCCAACCUACAUUUCUGCUCAACAAGCCUUCAACUCAUCCUUUCACGGACGUCACCCAGGAGUCGUAA